CAAAAAAGAAAUAGGCUUGAGCAUUGCAGGAUAAAUGCUCUAGUUUAUGUAAGAUAUAAUACAAGAUUAAGAGAGCGGAGCAUCAAAAGAAAAAUGCAGAAGAUUGAUCCUAUUUUAGUUGAUGAAGUUGAUUCGGAUGAUGAAUGGAUUACUGAAAAAGAAGAUCAUGUACUUCCUGAAGAACCUUCGUGGCUUGACGAAGAGAACUUAUUUGAUGUUGAUUUUAUUAAAAUGAUGCCAUGUACUCCAUAUGAGGAUGAGCUUAUUCACGAUCUUACAAUUGAUGUUGGUGGUAUACAAAAUACAACUGAAUCAGGUCCUUUUAACAAAAAGCAGAAAGCAAUUGAGACUUCAGAUAUACAGAGAGGCUAUUCUUCUACACAAGUUCAGAGAGAGGAAGGACUACAAGACGUGGUGAUUCUUGACGAAGCAAGAUGGACUAAUACAAAUACUUUGAAUUUGAAUGACGAUGGGGAUGAGAUGCUUGCAUCGCACUUUGAUAGCGAUUGACCGUAACAAACCUUGUCCCUCUUUUUUUCUUUCUUUUGAUACUUUUGUAUCUGAGUAAUUGUAUGGAAAGAAUAAAGAAGCUUUCAUCUUGUUUUGGA
This is a messenger RNA of Nicotiana tabacum (common tobacco), 608 nucleotides long. RefSeq lists its product as uncharacterized. The record is from RefSeq and is a predicted model, not a curated record. NCBI's taxonomy places the organism in Eukaryota, Viridiplantae, Streptophyta, Magnoliopsida, Solanales, Solanaceae.